AUGAAAAUCAUUCAUUUAUUUUAAUCGUAAAACUUAUAGAUUUUCAAAAUGAAUUCUAUUUGGAAAAUAACAUUAACCGCUACUGUGAUAUCAAUUCUUAUUUCAUUAUCGAUAGUAGCGAUAUAUUAUACACGUGUUGAUUCACAAAUCGAUUCAAAUUGUUUCACAGCUGCCAUUUUGGAUCAUCGUCCAUUUUACGGGAAAAAUGUCAACGAAAAUAUUGAUCAAAAUUUUCGAAUUUUUAUCAAUGCUACUAUAUUGGCCAAAGAACGCGAUGUCGAUUUGAUUGUUUUUGCUGAAUCUGGCUUAAUGACUGGAAUUCAUGAUCGAAAAAUGGCUCUAGAAUAUUCUAUUCAGAUUCCAAACGAAUUGACUCAUUUAUGUGAAAAUGUUGAACAAAUUUAUGAUUCAUCCGUUUCUGUUCUAAAACGAUUAAGUUGUCUUGCUAUGAAGUACGAAAUUUUUCUUGUAGCCCAACUACUCGAUAAGCAACCGUGUACUAGAAAUAUAACAACAGAAUGUCGUGAUAAUUAUUACAUCUAUAAUACAGCCGUUUUGUUUGAUCGUGUUGGCCAGUUGGUAGCUAAAUAUCAUAAAAUGCAACCAUAUGGAGAAAUGUUUUUGGAUCCUGCACAACAUGAUGAAUUGAUCUACAUAGAUACUUCGUUAGGACGAUUUGGAUUUCAAAUAUGUUUCGAUGUUAUCUAUAAAAAACCGGGACACAUUUUGGCCACUGAAUAUGAUGUAGAUACGAUUAUAUUUCCAACACAUUGGAUGGAUGAAGCACCAUUUCUUUCAGCAUCACAAUUCCAAAUGGCUUGGGCAUUUGGCAAUAAUGUUAGCCUAUUGGCAUCAAAUAUUCAUCAUCCUUUCCAAGCCGGUUCACUUGGAAGUGGAAUCUAUAAUGGUGGACCUGAACGAACAUUUCUCAAUGCUCAUUUUACUGAAGAUGAUGCUGAACGUUUGGUAAUUGGUAGAUUACCAAUUCAUCCACGUAGUACAACAAGAGCUAAAUGUAAUAAAUAUAAAGAUGAGAUUAUAGAAAUACCUGUUGCAGGCCGUGAAAUUAUAACAAAUGGAACCUAUAAAUACAAACAGAUGAAUAAUACUAAUGUCAUGAUGAAAGCUCUGAAUAUAGGACAAGAAGAAAUCGAAUUAGAACAUCAAGGGGUAAAAUGUCAUUUGAAGUUCGAAGGAAAUUUAAGUCAAUCAAAUCAAGAUGGACAAUACUUUCUCAUUGGUUCCAAUCGUUCUCGAGCGAACCCUUCUUACGAAUGGGGAGAAGAAUUCUGUGCACUCGUUUAUUGCAUUGAGAAUGUUGAUGAAACAUGUGGAAAAUAUUCAUCCAAUCAGUUACCAUUAUUUUAUCAUGUCAAAUUGACAGCAACAUUCGAUUUAAAAACUGUUGUUUAUCCAAGCGUCUUAGAAUAUCAGAAUCGUUUAAUACCUAUGGAUGAUGUAUGGACGGUUUCAAGCAAAAUUCAAGGAACAACAAAAAUUCAUGAACUUGUUUUCGGUAGUUUAUCUUUCAAUUCGGUUGGAAAAUUAUAUCGACCAUUAUCAACAUUAUCUUUAUACGGACGAGCUUAUGAACGCGAUCCGAUUUAUAAACAAAAACCGGCUGAUUGAUGAUAAUGAUUCUUUAAAUAGUAAAAAAAUAAAUUAAAAUUUCAAAUU
Molecule: messenger RNA, 1677 nt
Organism: Dermatophagoides farinae (American house dust mite)
Lineage: Eukaryota; Metazoa; Arthropoda; Arachnida; Sarcoptiformes; Pyroglyphidae
Source: RefSeq, a predicted model, not a curated record